This is a messenger RNA of Vanessa atalanta (red admiral), 639 nucleotides long. Its product is annotated as alpha-crystallin B chain-like. Bases 1 to 639 code for a protein of 212 amino acids. Gene Ontology annotation, biological process: response to heat; protein refolding. Lineage: Eukaryota; Metazoa; Arthropoda; Insecta; Lepidoptera; Nymphalidae. The record is from RefSeq and is a predicted model, not a curated record. Gene Ontology annotation, molecular function: protein folding chaperone. The transcript has a single exon.
AUGUCGUACCUACCGUUUAUGUCCGACUUCGACAGGCACCAUCGCAUGCCGUUCCAAUAUGCUAUGUCUUUCAUACCGGAAUCGUUGAUCGACUCGAUAGACCCAUCGCAUUUGGAGUACUUCCCAAGCCUGUCUAAGUUCAACCGCUUCCGGAAACCUAUGAAGAAUCGUUUCGAAGUGAAUUUGGACGUGGAGGACUACGGCCCUGAUGAUAUAAAGGUGAAGACGAUUGAAGGGUUCGUGGUCGUCGAAGGUGAGCACAAGGAGAAACGAGAUGAAUAUGGUUGGGUGAAGCGUCAAUUUCAUCGCCGGUGCCCUUUACCUGAGGGCUAUAAAACUAAGGCUCUCCUAUCCCAAUAUUCUGCGGAUGGUACCCUGACCAUAACAGCGGCUUUGGUCAAAUGUAAUGACGAAAAUCGUGAGGUGCCGGUGAAUAAGAGACAGGAAGGUGCAGAGAUACCUGCUAAGGAUGACUCAGAGUUCGGGGAUGAUAAAAACGAGUCUGAGAAAAAGCCGAUUAAAUCUAAACCGGCUAAGGAAAUAGUGGUUAAAAUAGAGGUGAAUAAAAAAAUCUCCAAGCAGUCAACUGACGCAGAGAAGGAACAGGCCGAAGCAGUUCUGGAGGAUGACAACGAGUAA